Molecule: messenger RNA, 4206 nt
Organism: Dipodomys spectabilis (banner-tailed kangaroo rat)
Lineage: Eukaryota; Metazoa; Chordata; Mammalia; Rodentia; Heteromyidae
Product: GTPase-activating protein and VPS9 domain-containing protein 1
Exons: 22
Coding region: 44-3139 (1031 amino acids)
Biological process (GO): vesicle-mediated transport
Cellular component (GO): cytosol; endocytic vesicle
Molecular function (GO): small GTPase binding; guanyl-nucleotide exchange factor activity
Source: RefSeq, a predicted model, not a curated record
UUGGCAAACUUAGGCAAAGCCGGGAAAGAGCAGCAGUUUAGAAAUGACUCCCUACAGUACUCCUCAGAUGUCUCCAGCAACCACUCCAGCAAACAAAAAGAACAGAUUGCCUAUAGGACAACAGUUAGCAGCCAUCACUGCCUGGGAUUCCUCAGCUACCAACCUUACUUCGCACAUUACAUUAGUCACCCCAUUUGCAACUCGGAGCAGAAGUCGCAGUAAUAUGCUAGUGGAUCUACAUAUGGACCAUGAAGGAUCAUCUCAAGAAACUAUCCAGGAAGUACAACCAGAAGAGGUGUUGGUCAUUUCCUUAGGGACAGGUCCCCAGCUUACUCCAGGGAUGAUGUCAGAAAAUGAGGUCCUAAAUAUGCAGCUUUCGGAUGGAGGGCAAGGAGAUGUCCCUGUUGAUGAAAACAAACUCCACGGUAAACCUGAUAAAACGUUGCGCUUUUCCCUCUGCAGUGAUAAUCUGGAAGGCAUAUCUGAAGGUCCUUCAAAUCGCUCCAAUUCGGUGUCUUCUCUAGACCUGGAAGGAGAGUCUGUGUCAGAACUUGGAGCAGGACCUUCUGGGAGUAAUGGAGUUGAAGCUCUACAACUGUUAGAACAUGAGCAAGCUACCACGCAAGAUAAUCUUGAUGAUAAGCUAAGGAAGUUUGAGAUUCGUGACAUGAUGGGUCUAACAGAUGAUAGAGACAUAUCAGAAACAGUGAGUGAGACCUGGAGUACAGAUGUUCUGGGAAGUGACUUUGACCCUAACAUUGAGGAAGAUCGCUUACAAGAAAUUGCAGGUGCAGCAGCAGAGAACAUGUUGGGCAGUUUACUGUGCCUCCCAGGUUCAGGGUCAGUGCUUCUUGACCCCUGCACAGGUUCUACUAUAUCAGAAACAACAAGUGAAGCUUGGAGUGUAGAGGUAUUACCAAGUGACUCAGAGGCCCCAGACUUAAAGCAAGAGGAGCGCCUACAAGAGCUGGAGAGUUGUUCUGGACUGGGCAGCACAUCUGAUGAUACGGAUGUCAGGGAGGUCAGUUCCCGCCCCAGCACACCAGGCCUCAGUGUUGUGUCCGGAAUAAGUGCAACAUCUGAGGACAUUCCCAAUAAGAUUGAAGACCUCAGAUCUGAGUGCAGCUCUGAUUUUGGGGGUAAAGAUUCUGUCACUAGUCCAGAUAUGGAUGAAAUAACUCAUGGUGCCCACCAGCUGACCUCUCCUCCUUCUCAGUCAGAGUCUCUGCUCGCCAUGUUUGAUCCACUUGCUUCUCAUGAAGGGGCUUCUGCUGUGGUAAGACCGAAAGUUCACUAUGCUAGGCCAUCACAUCCACCACCAGAUCCCCCAAUCCUGGAAGGAGCAGUGGGAGGAAACGAGGCCAGGCUGCCCAACUUUGGUUCUCACAUUUUAACUCCCGCUGAAAUGGAGGCAUUCAGACAAAGGCACUCUUACCCUGAGAGACUAGUUCGAAGCAGGAGUUCUGACAUAGUUUCUUCUGUCCGACGGCCCAUGAGUGAUCCCAGCUGGAAUCGACGUCCAGGAAAUGAAGAGCGAGAACUUCCUCCAGCCGCAGCCAUUGGUGCUACUUCUUUGGUGGCUGCAUGUCACUCAUCGUCAUCAUCCCCGAGUAAAGACUCCUCCAGAGGAGAGACUGAAGAACGCAAAGAUAGCGAUGAUGAGAAAUCAGACAGGAACAGACCUUGGUGGAGAAAACGUUUUGUUUCAGCCAUGCCUAAAGCUCCUAUACCAUUUAGAAAGAAAGAAAAACAAGAAAAAGACAAAGAUGAUCUGGGGCCUGACAGAUUCUCAACACUCACAGAUGAUCCCAGCCCUAGGCUCAGUGCACAAGCUCAGGUUGCUGAAGACAUUCUGGACAAGUACCGGAAUGCCAUUAAACGGAGCAGCCCCAGUGAAGGAGCAAUGGCAAACUAUGAAAGUACAGAGGUCUUGGCUGAUGGUGAAAGUGCACAUGAUUCUCCUCGUGAUGAAACUCUACAGAACAUCUCAGCUGAUGAUCUCCCUGACUCUGCCAGCCAAGCAGCCCACCCUCAGGACUCAGCUUUCUCCUACAGAGAUGCAAAAAAGAAACUGAGGCUUGCUCUUUGCUCUGCGGACUCUGUCGCCUUCCCAGUGCUAACUCAUUCAACAAGGAAUGGAUUGCCAGAUCAUACAGACCCAGAAGACAAUGAAAUUGUAUGCUUCUUAAAAGUCCAAAUAGCCGAAGCAAUCAAUUUACAAGACAAGAAUUUAAUGGCUCAACUUCAGGAAACCAUGCGCUGCGUGUGCCGCUUUGAUAACAGGACUUGCAGGAAGCUGCUGGCGUCCAUCGCCGAGGACUACAGGAAAAGAGCCCCGUACAUCGCUUAUCUCACACGCUGUCGACAAGGACUACAGACCACACAGGCUCACCUGGAAAGGCUCUUGCAAAGGGUUUUGCGGGACAAAGAGGUGGCUAAUCGGUAUUUUACCACUGUUUGUGUGAGAUUAUUGCUUGAGAGCAAAGAAAAGAAGAUCAGAGAAUUCAUUCAAGACUUUCAGAAACUCACAGCAGCUGAUGAUAAAACUGCUCAAGUAGAAGAUUUUCUGCAGUUCCUUUACGGUGCAAUGGCUCAGGAUGUCAUCUGGCAAAAUGCCAGUGAAGAACAGCUUCAGGAUGCUCAGUUGGCUAUCGAACGAAGUGUGAUGAACCGGAUUUUCAAGCUUGCUUUCUAUCCUAAUCAGGAUGGGGACAUACUUCGUGACCAGGUUCUUCAUGAACAUAUCCAGAGAUUGUCCAAAGUGGUAACUGCAAACCACAGAGCUCUUCAGAUACCAGAGGUGUAUCUUCGGGAGGCACCGUGGCCAUCUGCACAGUCAGAAAUCAGGACAAUAAGUGCAUACAAAACCCCCCGGGACAAAGUGCAGUGCAUCCUGAGAAUGUGCUCCACCAUCAUGAACCUCUUGAGCCUGGCCAAUGAGGACUCCGUGCCCGGGGCAGAUGACUUUGUCCCCGUGUUGGUGUUCGUUCUCAUAAAGGCAAACCCACCCUGUCUGCUGUCCACCGUGCAGUAUAUCAGUAGCUUCUACGCCAACUGUCUGUCUGGGGAGGAGUCCUACUGGUGGAUGCAGUUCACAGCAGCUGUGGAAUUCAUUAAAACCAUUGAUGACCGGAAGUGACCAAGACCCAAACCCACCACCACAGCCAAUUGUUAGUCUGGCAAACAAUCCCCUAAGAACAUGUAGCCACUGCUUUGAAGGCUGAAGAUUGUUUUUGUAUAAUAUUGUACAGCAUUCAGACAUUUUAAAACAGAUCUUUACUAAACAGAUUAAUGUGCUAACAAGCAGGCUCUUUUUUCUUUGGGCUCUUCUCCUUUGUGAUAAUGUGUACUUUAUCCCUUGUCCCACAUAGAGAAUAUUACUCAGAAGGGGACCAACAUUGAAGAACAGACCAGACUCUCUUGGGAAAUUUCUAGAUCUCCAUGGAUAUCCCAUUCUUUUAUUUUCAAAAAGAAUAGUACACCUCUUUUAAUAUGCAUCAAAUGGAAGGAAGAUACCAUCUGCACUGAGGAUUAGAACAGUGGUAUUUGUGGCAUUAUCUAUAAAUACACUCACCUCUAAGUUGAGACGCUAAGAAGGAAAUGUAAAUAUAAUAUAUAUUUAUAUUUGAUGUAAUAUGGACAUCUUCAGAUUCUAAUAAACAAGGAAUAUUGCUGAUAGUAGGUUGUGACAUACCCUCUUGUGAAAUGGUUUCCUUGACAAAAUUUAAGCUGAGCUUAAAAGCAGAAAACACACAGGACUAUUUAUGAAAGUGUGAAUCAGUUUAUUGAAGUCUGUAGUCGUGGUGUCUGCCAAGGAGUGUGGUGCGUAGGCUGGUCUUGCCAUGGACGUGUGGAAUCCUGCAUAGGAGCAGACUUCAGUUCUCACACACUCCAUAGGAACAAGCAGUUGCAUCUGCCUGCAUUGUGGUACUUCUUCUCUGGAUGCUAAGUGUUCCAUAGAAACCCCAAACAGAGCUCCUUGCAACCCUUUAACUGUUCGAUAACUUUAAUGAUUAUUCACAUUGAAUGCACAGAUCAGGAAUUCAGUGAAUGUCAUUUAAAAAAAAAAAAAACAUAAAACUAAUUUGUAUUGCCUGCUCUAGUGUUACAAGUUUUACUAGUGAUAAACUAUUUUAAUCAACCAUCCUAUUCUUAUGGAAAGAAAUCUAUUUUGGCAGGUUUCUGUGCCUUUUUUCCCCUCUUCUG